AUGAAAACCACCCUUAUCUUGUGGUUUUAUUUGCUACUACCCUUGUCCCUAUUAAACUUCACUUUCACCAUUAACAUUGUUACUUCCCAAUGUCUUGGCCAUCAACAAUCUUUGCUACUCCAUUUGAAGAACGGCCUCAUAUUUAACCCAGCUAAGUCCAAGAAACUAAUUCAUUGGAACCACACUGAUGAUUGUUGCCAAUGGAAAGGUGUAGCUUGCAGCACCAAGGGAAAUGUUAUUGCUCUUGACAUAAGCCAUGAAUUCAUCACUGGAGGAAACUUAACUAGUCUCUUCAAACUGCAAUAUUUGCAAAAUUUGAAUUUGGCUUGUAAUGAGUUCCACUUUGGAAUUAAUUCCGAGUUCAAAAACCUGAAGAAUCUCAGGUAUUUGAAUUUGUCAAAUGCUGGUUUCAUGGGACAAAUUCCAACUAAAAUCUCUCACUUGUCCAAGUUGGAAACUCUAGAUUUGUCUACCACAUUCACCUCAUCAUCACAACAUGGUCUAAAACUUGAGAAGCCAAACAUUGUAGAGUUUGUGCAGAACUUUACAAGAAUGAAAGAACUGUAUCUAGAUGGUGUUGCAAUUUCAGCCAAAGGAGAGGAGUGGUGCCAUGCUGUGUCUUCCCUACAAAGUUUACGAGUUUUGAGUAUGUCCUCUUCCAAUCUCUCUGGCCCUCUUGAUCCUUCAUUAACAAAGCUUCAAUCUCUCUCAGUACUUCAACUAGACCAUAACAAUUUGUCAAGCCCAGUUCCUGAUUACUUUGGGAAUUUGUCUGGCUUAAACACAUUGCAGCUCAGAAGUUGCGGAUUGAGUGGAGUUUUUCCAAAAAAUAUCUUUCAACUACCAUCACUUCAAGUUCUUGAUGUGUCUGAUAAUCAAGGUCUUCAUGGUUCCUUACCAAACUUCCCAAAUCAAGCAUCUCUCAGUCACUUGAAUCUUAGCCACACAAAUUUCUCAGGUCCUAUACCAGAUUCUAUUGGCAAUUUGGAACAUUUUUCUACACUAGAUUUGUCCAAUUGCCAAUUCAAUGGGACACUUCCCAAUUCAAUCUCAAAUCUUGCCCAACUUGUUUAUCUUGAUUUGUCAUUCAAUAACCUUACUGGUCCUCUUCCAUCUUUCAAUAGGUCAAAGGCUCUGAGAAGCUUGUUGCUUAAUCAUAAUUAUCUAAAGGGUCCACUUCCAUCCACCCAUUUUGAAGGCCUUAUAAAUCUUGUGAGCAUUGAUUUAGGGGAUAACUCUCUAGAUGGAAGAGUCCCUUCGUCUUUGUUUAACCUUCCAUCUCUACAACUACUCUCUCUUUCUAACAAUAGAUUUGAUGGCCAACUUGAUGAAUUCCCAAAUAGCUCCUUCUCAUUAAUAGGGAUGCUUGAUUUAAGUGGAAACUCUUUGCAAGGCCGUAUUCCUUUGUCUAUCUUUCAACUAAAAAGACUCACUUUUCUUGAACUUUCCACAAACAUGUUCAAUGGCACAAUACAAUUGAGUAUGAUUCAAGGCCUGCAAAAAUUAACAACACUUGAUCUCUCACACAACAACUUGUCAGUUGUUGCAAGUGCUAUAGAUGACAAUGGUUUGCCAUUUCCCAAGUUACAGAACCUUUGGUUGGCUUCAUGCAAGUUGGGUACAUUUCCUUCAUUUUUGAGAAAUCAGACCACUUUACUUUAUUUAGACUUAUCCAACAAUCAAAUUGAAGGGAUCAUACCCAAUUGGAUUUGGAGAUUUGAAUUUCUGACCUCCUUGAAUCUUUCUCACAAUUUUCUGACGAAUUUGGAAGGGCCUUUCCAAAAUCUUAGUUCAAAUUUGUUCUAUCUUGAUCUUCAUGAAAAUCAAUUGCAGGGGCCAGCACCCAUUUUCGCCAAAAAUAUUGUUUCUUUGGACUACUCAAAUAAUAGAUUCAGUUCCAUUAUUACACCAGCGGGUAAUAUUGGUAAUGCUAUUCCUGGAGCAAUCAGUAUAUUUCUAUCAGACAACAGUUUUCAUGGAAAAAUUGAUGAAUCCAUUUGCAAUAUUUCAACUCUUCGAGUGCUUGAUCUUUCACACAAUGACUUUGUUGGAAAGAUUCCUGAGUGCUUGACAGGAAGGAGGAGUAGCUCUCUGAAACUACUGAGUCUUGCUGGAAACAAUCUCAAUGGCCAAAUUUCUGAUACAUUCUCAACUUCUUGUGCUCUAAGGUUUCUAGAUCUCAAUGGAAAUCUUUUAAAGGGAACUGUCCCAAAAUCUUUGGCCAAUUGUCAGAAUCUCCAAGUCCUUAAUGUUGGAAACAAUCAAUUAAUGGACGAGUUCCCGUGCUUCUUGAAGAAAAUUUCUACGAUAAGUGUCCUGGUCUUGAGGUCAAACAAAUUUUAUGGACAGAUUGGGUGCUCUAAUGUGAUUGGCAAUUGGGAAAGGCUUCAAAUUGUUGAUGUAGCAGACAACAACUUUAGUGGCAUGUUACCUACAACACUCUUUCAGAGUUGGAAAGCAUUGAUGUCUGAUGAAGAUAUAUCAAGGUUUGACCAUUUGUCUUUUGAUAUUUAUGAUAACAAGAUCAGUUCUGUGAAUUUUGCAGCUAUAACCACAAUUUUAACAAAGACUAGUAAAAUGAAGUUAGCCAAAAUUGUUGCCGUUGAGCCACUUUUUGUGGUAGAUCACUUGCUCUCUCAUGUUUAUGGGGAGGUUACAAGUCUUCGUAGGUAUGAGGCUUCUGUUACCAUUGUAAUCAAAGGUCAAAAAAGGAAGUUGGAAAAGAUUCUCAUUGCUUUCACUUCGUUGGAUUUCUCAUCCAACCACUUUGAGGGGCCAAUACCAGAAGAGAUCAUGAGAUUCAAAGCAUUGCAUGCUCUUAACUUGUCACACAAUGCUUUCUCAGGUCAUAUCCCUUCAACUUUGGGAAACAUGGGAAAUCUUGAGUCCUUAGACUUGUCAAUGAAUUCUCUGAGAGGAGAGAUUCCCAAUGAGCUUGCAAGUUUAUCUUUUCUUGCCAUCAUGAAUCUGUCUUAUAAUCAUCUUGUGGGAAGAAUUCCAACAGGUACUCAAAUCCAAUCUUUUGAAGCGGAUUCAUUCAUAGGCAAUGAAGGGUUGUGUGGGCCACCAUUAACCCAAAAUUGUAGUGGUGAAGGAGGACAAGGACUGUCACAACCGCCGUCAUCUGAAACUACUAACUCUCAUAGUAGUAGUUCAAUUGAUUGGAAUUUGCUAAGUGUGGAGUUGGGAUUCACUUUUGGGUUUGGAAUCUUUAUCAUGCCACUCAUUUUGUGGAAGAGAUGGAGGUUGUGGUACUCCAAGAAAGUAGACGAUGUGCUUUACAAGAUUGUCCCUCAACUUGAUUUUGUAUAUGAACGUCGUGGUGGGAAGAGAUAUAGAUCUUUAAGGUGGAAGCCUUAUUGAUUGUUGUUUCACUUUAAUUUGAAUAAUGAUGAUGUUGUUUUCUUUUC
This is a messenger RNA of Arachis stenosperma, 3410 nucleotides long. Its product is annotated as receptor-like protein 7. The transcript has a single exon. Bases 1 to 3363 code for a protein of 1120 amino acids. The record is from RefSeq and is a predicted model, not a curated record. Gene Ontology annotation, molecular function: protein binding. NCBI's taxonomy places the organism in Eukaryota, Viridiplantae, Streptophyta, Magnoliopsida, Fabales, Fabaceae.